Messenger RNA from Histoplasma mississippiense, 2175 nucleotides. RefSeq lists its product as hypothetical. Gene Ontology annotation, cellular component: translation release factor complex. Gene Ontology annotation, biological process: nuclear-transcribed mRNA catabolic process, deadenylation-dependent decay; translation; translational termination. The transcript has 2 exons. The record is from RefSeq and is a predicted model, not a curated record. Bases 1 to 2175 code for a protein of 724 amino acids. NCBI's taxonomy places the organism in Eukaryota, Fungi, Ascomycota, Eurotiomycetes, Onygenales, Ajellomycetaceae. Gene Ontology annotation, molecular function: translation release factor activity; GTPase activity; GTP binding.
AUGUCGAACAAGCCGCUUGACUCGUGGGAAGAUGACCCCGCUGCACAGGACGAUAACCUAUCACGGCAGACACAGAAUCUGAACUUGAAUAAUCAGCAACAGCAGUCAUCCUUCCAUCCUGGAGCUUCGACAUUCCAGCCAGGGGCUGCCGCGUUCCAAUCGAACCAGCAAUUCCAACAAUACGGAUACCAACAGUAUGGCCAGGGUUUCCAGCAACAAGGAUAUGGUAGCUAUCAGCAACAGCCAUACGGCCAGUAUAAUCAAGGCUACGUUCAGCAAGGCGGAUAUGGCCAGGCCUAUGGUCAACAAUAUGGAAGCUACAACCAAAAUACUGUAAACCCUCAGCAAGCUCAACAGCAGCAACAAUGGCGUCCACAGUCAAUUGCUGAACGACCACUACCUGGUGCUCCUGUUGCCGCAAAACAAACUCCGACAGCUGCGAAACCGGCAACUACUACUACCGCUACGCCAGCUGCUCUGCCCCCGAAGGCAAAGGUCUUGUCGAUUGGUGGCGAUGCUAUGAAGUCCAAAACGCCGACCUCAUCCUCAGGCGCAACUCCUACCCCUCCUUCCUCCGUCACUCCUGCCAGCGAUUUACAAAAUUCGAACGGCCCAGCUGCUGUUGCUGCCGCCUCGAAAGUGACCGCUACUAAAGCCAUUGAAAAAACGGAGAAGAAAUCAGCUAGUAGCGGCAAGACAUCGCCUACAUCGUCCGGACGGUCUUCUCCUUCACGAGCGGCGGACACCAAGGCUACAGCGCGCGACGCAGAUGCAGUCGCCAAAGAACAGGCAGCCGAUGUCGAUGAAGCUACGCUCAGAGAGAUUUAUGGUGAUAAACGUGAACACAUCAACUUGAUUUUCAUUGGCCAUGUUGAUGCAGGGAAGUCAACUCUAGGUGGAAGCAUCUUGUAUGCAACUGGUAUGGUGGAUGAGCGAACCAUGGAAAAAUACAAAAGAGAGGCCAAAGAAGCCGGACGUGAGACAUGGUAUCUUUCAUGGGCUUUGGAUUUGACAAACGAAGAAAGAUCUAAGGGAAAAACUGUAGAAGUUGGACGAGCUUUUUUCAAAACCUCGGGCAAUACGCCUGAUGGUCCGGUAGAACGUCAUUAUACUAUUCUGGAUGCACCUGGCCAUAAAUCUUUCGUCCCAAACAUGAUCGGUGGUGCGUCUCAGGCAGACGUGGGAAUUCUUGUCAUUUCCGCGAGAAAGGGUGAAUACGAAACCGGUUUCGAGCGAGGUGGUCAAACCCGCGAGCAUGCAUUGCUGGCCCGAAACUCGGGUGUGAAAAAGCUGAUAGUCGCUGUGAACAAAAUGGAUGACCCAACUGUUGAAUGGAGCAAAGCACGAUACGAUGAAUGUACAACGAAGAUUGGCAAAUUCCUUCAAGGCAUGGGUUAUGCCAAGGCAGAUCUCCACUUCAUGCCCAUCUCCGCGCAGAAGACUAUUGGCAUUGAUAAGCCUGUUCCCAAGGAGCUAGCACCUUGGUUUGAAGGCCCUGGCCUUCUUGAUUUCCUCCACAACAUGAAAAUGCCUGAACGUAAGAUCAAUGCACCCUUCAUGAUGCCAGUCAGCGCAAAGUACCGGGAUAUGGGCACGGUUGUUGAAGGACGAAUUGAGUCCGGCGUAAUAAAGAAGGGCUCCAGCUAUAUCAUGAUGCCCAACCACGAGGAAGUCACUGUUACUGCGCUGUACGGUGAGACGGAAGAGGAGAUUAAUACGGCGACUUGUGGCGAUCAAGUCCGUGUUCGACUUCGGGGUGUUGAGGAAGAAGAUAUCAUGCCAGGAUUUGUAUUGUGCUCUCCCAAAAGGCCUGUGCACUGCGUCUCCGCUUUCGAGGCCAAAAUCAGAAUUCUAGAUCUCAAGAGCAUUCUCACCGCCGGCUUCAACUGCGUCCUCCAUGUGCACGCCGCCAUCGAAGAGGUGACCUUCGCUGCGCUGCUUCACAAACUCGAGAAAGAUACAGGCAGGAAGAGUAAGAAACCACCUCCAUUUGCCAGCAAGGGCCAAACCAUCAUUGCUCGAUUAGAAACCAUUGGCGGAGCUGGAGCUGUUUGUGUUGAGCGAUUUGAAGACUAUAACCAGCUCGGGCGGUUCACACUCCGUGAUCAGGGACAAACCAUCGCAAUUGGCAUGAUCACCAAGCUGAUUACGAACGAGCCGGCGGCGACGGCGUAA